GGCCCUCUACACAUACGAGGAUGGCUCUGAUGACCUGAAGUUGGCAGCAUCGGGAGGUGGAGGUUUGCUGGAGCUCUCCGGCCACUUCGAGAUUCAGAAGGUGAUGUAUGGCUUCUGCAGCGUCAAGGACCCCCAGGCCGUGCUCCCCAAAUAUGUCCUCGUCAACUGGGUGGGUGAGGACGUGCCAGAUGCCCGCAAGUGUGCCUGCGCCAGCCACGUAGCCAAGAUUGCAGAGUUCUUCCAGGGUGUCGAUGUCAUCGUCAACGCCAGCAGCGUGGAGGACGGCACCACUUACCAGAAAACUGACGCCACCGUGGAGAUGAAGCGGCUCAACCGAGAGCAGUUCUGGGAACAGGCCAAGGUGGGGGACGGGGGGGCAGCCAGUAGCCCUUGGGGACCGAAGGAAGCCACUGGCCUGCUGACAGACAGCCCCCUCAUUCAUCCCCCACCAGAAAGAGGAGGAAUUGCGAGGAAGCAGCAGAGCAUGGAGGCGGAGGAGGCUCGGCAGCGUCUGAAGGAGCAGUCCAUCUUCGGAGACCAUCAAGAGGAGGACGACCGGCAGCAGUUCAGGAAAUCGGAGUCAGAGGUGGAG
This is a messenger RNA of Acanthisitta chloris (rifleman), 592 nucleotides long. Its product is annotated as drebrin-like. Gene Ontology annotation, biological process: positive regulation of axon extension; positive regulation of dendritic spine morphogenesis; neuron projection morphogenesis. Gene Ontology annotation, molecular function: actin filament binding. Gene Ontology annotation, cellular component: plasma membrane; actin filament; postsynaptic density. The transcript has 7 exons. The annotation marks the transcript as partial. The record is from RefSeq and is a predicted model, not a curated record. Lineage: Eukaryota; Metazoa; Chordata; Aves; Passeriformes; Acanthisittidae.